This is a messenger RNA of Stomoxys calcitrans (stable fly), 1283 nucleotides long. It is a transcript of the gene Ran, whose product is annotated as GTP-binding nuclear protein Ran. Bases 219 to 1178 code for a protein of 319 amino acids. Lineage: Eukaryota; Metazoa; Arthropoda; Insecta; Diptera; Muscidae. Gene Ontology annotation, biological process: protein import into nucleus; ribosomal subunit export from nucleus. The record is from RefSeq and is a predicted model, not a curated record. The transcript is spliced from 4 exons. Gene Ontology annotation, molecular function: GTP binding; GTPase activity. Gene Ontology annotation, cellular component: cytoplasm; nucleus.
AUACCCAUACAAUGCAAUCGGUAACCAUAUUCAUAGAUUGAAUGUUUCGGCGUUAUUUGUUCCCAGAAUUUAACAAGUCGAGCCAACAGAAAAACGUUCAUAUUUUGCAAGUCCAAUAAGGAUUGUAUCAAUUUGUUUGUGGCAGAAAAAUACAAGGAUUUCUAAACAAAAAGCUGGUGGAUACAAAAGAUCCAGUUCCCGAGGACAAUGAUGCAGAUAUGUGGAGAGUGCUGUAUUCAAAAUUGAACAGAUUAAUGGAUGAAUCGAGCCAAUUAAAAGAAAUUAUAAUGGAUUUAAGGCAAAGUCAAAAUCAACAAAUAAAUGAAAUGCAAAAUAUGUUGCAGAACGCUAUCGCCUCCAAUUGUCAACCAAAAUAUCUGGAAAUGAGGAGUCCACAAACACCCGAAUACAAUAGACCUCAAGCACCCGAUUACUAUAGGCCUCAAGCAGCUGAUUACAAUAGACCUCAAGCACCCGAUUACAAUAGACCUCAAGCACCCGAUUAUAAUAGACCUCAAGCACCCGAUUACAAUAGACCUCAAGCACCCGAUUAUAAUAGGCCUCAAACGCCAGAACAUAAUAGACAUCCAACCCCAGAACAUAAUAGUUCUCAUACACCGGAACAUAAUAGGCGUCAUACACCCGAACACAAUAAACGAGAAUGGACUAUAAUCUUGAGGCGUAUGGAUGGUUCUGUUGAUUUUCAACGCAACUGGACUGAUUACAAGCAUGGAUUUGGUAAUCCCGACGGUGAAUUCUUUAUAGGUCUGGAAAAAUUACACACUAUGACCACCUAUGAUGGCCCCCAAGAACUUUUAAUUACGUUGGGAGAUUGGGAGAAUGAAAGACGUUAUGCCAAAUAUGACCUAUUCGAAAUUGGAAGUGAAGCUGAGCAGUAUGCCAUGAAAGAAUUGGGUGAAUAUAGUGGAGAUGCUGGCGAUGCCCUUCAUUACCAUAGAGGUAUGAAAUUCUCUACACUGGACAACUCAAAUUCGGGACAUUGCCCCCAGAACUAUGGUGGUGGUUGGUGGUUUAAUGAAUGCGAAGAUAGCAAUUUGAAUUCGGCCUACCGAAAACCGGGAGAAUUGGUGGAUCUACAAAAGGUACUUUGGAGCACAUGGAAGGGUUGGGAUUAUUCCCUGAAAUUUGCUGAAAUGAAAAUACGUUCCAAGGGGUGAUUAAUACAUGAAUUAAUAUAAAUAUGUACAAUUUAUUCUUAAAACACUAAAUGUUGGCAGCUUUUACCAAUUUAUGAAGGAAAAGAUUACAAAUAAAAAACCACA